Molecule: messenger RNA, 599 nt
Organism: Diceros bicornis minor
Lineage: Eukaryota; Metazoa; Chordata; Mammalia; Perissodactyla; Rhinocerotidae
Gene: KCNE1
Product: potassium voltage-gated channel subfamily E regulatory subunit 1
Exons: 1
Coding region: 44-433 (129 amino acids)
Biological process (GO): regulation of heart rate by cardiac conduction; membrane repolarization during action potential; negative regulation of delayed rectifier potassium channel activity
Cellular component (GO): membrane
Molecular function (GO): transmembrane transporter binding; delayed rectifier potassium channel activity; potassium channel regulator activity
Source: RefSeq, a predicted model, not a curated record
CCCAGGAAGUUCGCUCUCCAGCAGUGGAAACUUUAAGCCCAGGAUGAUCCUGUCUAACACCACGGCCGUGACACCCUUUCUGACCAAGCUGUGGCAGGGGACAGUCCAAGAGGGCGGCAACCUGUCUAGCCCAGCGCGCAGGUCCCCCGGCAAUGACGACGGCAAGCUGGAGGCACUCUACAUUCUCAUGGUGCUCGGCUUCUUUGGCUUCUUCACCCUGGGCAUCAUGCUGAGUUACAUCCGCUCCAAGAAGCUGGAGCACUCCCACGACCCAUUCAACGUCUACAUCGAGUCCGACACGUGGCAGGAGAAGGACAAGAAGUACUUCCAGGCCCGGAUUCUGGAGAGCUACAGGGGCUGUUACGUCAUUGAAAACGAGCUGGCUAUAGAACGACCCAGCGCAUACCUUCCCGAGAUGGAGCUUUCGUCAUGACCCCACAACCGGUUAACACUGGACAAAUCCUACUUGACGAUCUGAUUCUUCUAGUCAUAGGCCUCUUAUAUUCCUUACUAUGUGGAUACAGUUGGGUUUUUUGCUCUUGUAAGGGGUGAAGGGUGGAUUAAUAACACUGUUUUUCUAAAAUCACAUUCCUUGUAUA